CGGAGGAGGGAGGGCGUCGCCGGCGGCGGAGACGACAGCACGCCGGCGAAGGAGCAGCAGCAGCAGCGGACGCGGUGGCGGCAACGCCGGCGCGGGGACAGCUUGGCCGCCGGGCGCCCAGCAGCGCUCACCAGCAGCUGGCCAUGCGGCGAAGUACGUAGGCUGCUGCUGGUGCCAUGGGCGAAACCCCGUCGAGGACCACAAGCGUGCCGCCGCCUCCGGCCGCUGCGGGCGGCGGGCCGGCAUGGCGGCUCCGGCUGUCGGCGCUCAUCGUGGCGCUGCUCAGCUGGCGCACGCCGAGCUGCGCGGCCAACGCGGACACCAAGCGCCUCUACCACGACCUCAUCAACGGUUACAGCUCGCUCAUCAGGCCCGUGGGCAACAACUCGGACCGGCUCACGGUCAAGAUGGGCCUCCGCCUGUCGCAGCUCAUCGACGUGAAUCUCAAGAAUCAGAUAAUGACAACAAACGUAUGGGUGGAGCAGGAGUGGAAUGACUACAAGCUCCGCUGGGACCCGGAAGAGUAUGGCGGAGUGACGAAAGUCCACGUACCGGCUGAACAAAUAUGGCUGCCGGACAUUGUUCUUUACAAUAAUGCCGAUGGCAACUACGAGGUCACCAUCAUGACCAAAGCAAUUCUCCAUUCGGACGGCCUCGUCAUCUGGAAACCACCCGCAAUCUACAAGAGUUCCUGCGAGAUAGACGUGCAAUAUUUUCCAUUUGACCAGCAGACCUGCUUCAUGAAGUUUGGAUCCUGGACCUACGACGGAUACACGGUCGACCUGAAGCACAAACACCAGCGCGACGAUUCCAACGACAUCGCGGUGGGCAUCGACCUGUCCGAGUUCUACCUGAGCGUCGAGUGGGACAUCAUGGCGGUGCCCGCGCGGCGCAAGGAGAAGUUCUACUCGUGCUGCGAGGAGCCCUUUCCGGACAUCACCUUCAACAUCACGCUGCGGCGCAAAACCCUGUUCUACACCGUCAACCUGAUCAUCCCCUGCGUGGCCAUCUCUUUCCUCUCCGUGCUCGUCUUCUACCUGCCCUCGGACUCCGGCGAGAAGGUCUCGCUCUCCAUCUCCAUCAUGCUCUCGCUGGGCGUCUUUUUCCUGCUCCUCUCCGAGAUCAUCCCGCCCACGUCGCUGGCCGUGCCCUUGCUCGGCAAGUACCUGCUCUUCACCAUGGUGCUCGUCUCCCUCUCCGUCUUCGUCACCAUCGCCGUGCUCAACGUCAACUUCCGCUCGCCGGCGACGCACAAGAUGGCGCCCUGGGUCAAGCACGUCUUCCUCAAGGUCCUGCCCCCCGUUCUCCUCAUGAAACGGCCCCAAGACGAUGAUGACGAUGACGAUGCCAGUGCCAUGGGCUUCGAUGCCACGCCGUCCGCCGACAACCGAGCUCCGCCGUCUCCUCCGCCGCCGCCGCCACCGCCACCACCGCCGCUACAGGAACUGACAUUAUGCGCGUACCACUCAGCCGAGCCGCCAGAGAGCGGCGGGGACGACGCCUCUCCGCGGGCGUUGCCUUCGCCUCCCGAUGGCGGCGCCGACCCUGGACCCCUGCUCGACCAGGACCUGGCCAGGCCCGUCUUCAACGUGCGCUUCAUCGCCCAGCACAUGGAGAACGCUGACCACUUCGACCAGGUCAUAGAAGACUGGCGUUACGUGGCCAUGGUCCUGGACCGACUGUUCCUGCUGCUGUUCACGUUCACGUGCGUCGUGGGCUCCGCCUGCAUCAUCCUCGAGGCGCCCUCGCUGUUCGACGACAAGCUCCCGAUUGACAUCCUCAUGUCCAAGGUGGCACCGCGUCUGCGGCGCAUCCACGACUGAGCCUGCCGAUAUCGGUCGGUCGAAGACGCUUCCUCCACCAGAAGCCCUUCCCGGCAUGCCCCCCUUGGCAACCUACGCUUCACGCUCGCUCUGCGAGUCGGACAUCGUCAGCCCAAUACAGAGGAGUGUGACACGAGUGACGGAAGAGAGUGCGCGACUGCUGUGACAGAGAGACUCGAGACUUUACUGUUUGUAGUGAGCAGAGAUGAAACGGGCCACAAAUGUGGCCGAAAAGGAAAAAAAAAUAAGGAAAGAAUACACUGGAGGUGUGGCGAUACACUUUAGAUAUUUUGUACGUUCGCCCGCUUCGUAACGCGAGCCCUAGACGAACAAACAAACAAAAAUAUUUUGCCGGGGAGGCUUUCUCCUCUCGUCUUUCGCUUUUCAUUUUUUCCGAGGGUUUCUAACGCUCUUUCAACGUGGAGUUAAGUAAAAUGGUUGCGCGGUUUACGAACAGCGCCGUCGUCCGCCUCGCGUCGUCUUCGUUUUCGCUUGCCACCUUCCCUUUCACGUCCUAUGCUCAACUGCUAAUGUCACUAACUUCCUCAUUUCCUCAUCUAUUCUCGUUUACUGAUUUCGUUUUUAAGUGCGCGAGUUGGCGGGUUGGUACCGACUUUUGAGUUGUCUUUCGUUCAUUGUGCUCAGCCCGAUGCUGCCUGUAGGUGCGAGUCUGGAAAGUGACACAUCCAUGUAUACCGUUUUUUUCCGUUGCCAUCUGUCAUGCAUUUCGAGACAAGCACGAUGCGUCUUAGAAUCUUCAGCCUGAAAAAACCUUUUAUCCUCCGAGUGAAAGUUGUCAGUGCUUGUAGCAAGCUUGAUGUGUGUUACUGUUGAUCGCCCCACGUUUGUGUUUAUGCCAAUACCCAUUGUUUUUAUUUUUGUUUUUUUCGUCAGCGGAGUCGCCUUGUUGUUACGCGUAGGAACGUGCGCCCGUGGGAGCCGAGAUUUCGCUGGACUCGCGCUGAGCGCAGGUCGCCGAUUUGACAGCACUUCUUUAUCGUAAUGAAAUGAACCGAAAUUAAAUGAAAAUCCCAAUUCAUCUAACGGAAAACUUUUUCCGCCGCCCAUACGGGAGUGCCAGUUGAAAUCCCUAUAGCAGGGAAAUCGAUGAACAUCGUAAAUCACGACAAGUAAGCAAUGAUUGAAACUAGUGAACGGGAAAACGUCACUCAAAUACGCCUUGCGCAGCACGUCAGGCGCAUUAGCUGGGAGCUUGUCGUUUGUUUAAAAUUUAAAAAACUGCAUGAUUAACAUAAAAGGAAAGAAAAUACUGUUCUCCGGGAGAUAAACACUCUCAGUGGGACCCAAAGGGACGGAUUGACAACUGUACAAGGCGAACGAAAAUAACAAAUAAUUAGUCAACCCAUACUUAACAAAUCACGAGCUAGCAAGCCCAGAGGGUACACUUCAGGUUACUUUAGGUCUCAUUAUUACGAUACGGCACCAGAAUAUAAGAUGACACUGAAUGACACACAAACACAACGAAUCCGAACCAACUGGCCCAAUUGUAAGUCCUACUUUAGGACUUCAAGCAGCUCAGGGGCAGCAUAUAGAAAUGUGAGCGUUGAUGUACCACUCGUUUGAAUAUUCUUAGCGUCUACACAACUUAACGUAACACCCGCUCCGGUGGUCUAGUGGUUAUGGUGCCCGACUACUGACCCGAAGGUCGCGGGAUCGAAUCCCGGCCGCAUUUCGGUGGAGGCGAUAUGCUAGGGGCCCGUGUACUUAGAUUUAAGUGCACGUCAAAGAACACAACGGGUGGUCAAAAUUUCCAGAGCCCUCCACUACGGCGUCCCUCAUAAUCAUAUCGUGGUUUUGGGACGUGAAACCCCAGCAAUUAUUAUGUUAGCAACCCAAUCAUAUCGAUGACGUGCACUGUCGAAUAGACCUGCAGCAGUAUCAACCGUGGCUUCAGUGGUGAGCGGCGGCUAUGCGCACGCGCACUGCUUGGAGCUGCGGCUGAGCAGCGUGUGACGCGCGAUUUCGGCGAGUUCUCCCCGCACUGUGGCGCCGGUGCGAAAAAACGUUCAGCCUGUGCUUAGCCCAGUGGAUUGUUGCGUCGUAGCAUUUCCGGGAUCAAGUUUUUGGCUUCCGGUUUUAAAUCUGUGUCGGCGAAUGUGAGCUCGUGGCAAAAAACGCAAGCCAGAGGUAGUUGUCUUUGGGAACUAUUUCUGUAGCGUUGUUUCCUAAUAAAGUGCGUUGCCGUGCUGC
This is a messenger RNA of Rhipicephalus sanguineus (brown dog tick), 4034 nucleotides long. Its product is annotated as acetylcholine receptor subunit alpha-like 1. Gene Ontology annotation, molecular function: transmembrane signaling receptor activity; acetylcholine-gated monoatomic cation-selective channel activity. The coding region runs from base 177 to 1823 and encodes 548 amino acids. Gene Ontology annotation, biological process: chemical synaptic transmission; signal transduction; nervous system process. The transcript has 7 exons. The record is from RefSeq and is a predicted model, not a curated record. NCBI's taxonomy places the organism in Eukaryota, Metazoa, Arthropoda, Arachnida, Ixodida, Ixodidae. Gene Ontology annotation, cellular component: neuron projection; postsynaptic membrane; synapse.